Messenger RNA from Musca domestica (house fly), 3544 nucleotides. RefSeq names its product polyubiquitin-C. The transcript is spliced from 2 exons. Gene Ontology annotation, cellular component: cytoplasm; nucleus. Gene Ontology annotation, molecular function: ubiquitin protein ligase binding; protein tag activity. Lineage: Eukaryota; Metazoa; Arthropoda; Insecta; Diptera; Muscidae. Gene Ontology annotation, biological process: modification-dependent protein catabolic process; protein ubiquitination. The record is from RefSeq and is a predicted model, not a curated record. Bases 166 to 3369 code for a protein of 1067 amino acids.
CGAACAAAGGCAUUCCAGUUUCCCACUAAGAGGGUAUAUAAGGAGCCACUCUCUCGCUGCCAAUUUAUUGUAUUGAGAGCAGCGCACUUGAACAGAGAUAAAAAAAGUAAAUUUAAUUUUUGAAUAAAAUAUAUAAAAAGAAUACUGACAAAGUAAAGAAACAAAAUGCAGAUCUUCGUGAAGACUUUAACUGGCAAAACCAUUACCUUGGAGGUGGAGCCUUCAGAUACUAUUGAAAACGUUAAAGCUAAAAUUCAGGACAAAGAAGGCAUUCCUCCAGACCAACAAAGACUAAUCUUUGCUGGUAAGCAGCUUGAAGAUGGACGCACAUUAUCAGAUUAUAAUAUCCAGAAAGAAUCAACACUUCAUUUGGUCCUUCGUCUAAGAGGAGGUAUGCAGAUUUUUGUUAAAACAUUGACUGGAAAGACCAUCACAUUGGAAGUUGAACCUUCCGACACUAUCGAAAACGUCAAAGCUAAAAUUCAAGACAAGGAAGGUAUUCCUCCAGAUCAACAGCGUUUGAUCUUCGCCGGCAAGCAGUUGGAAGAUGGUCGUACAUUGUCUGACUACAACAUCCAGAAAGAAUCUACAUUGCAUUUGGUAUUGCGUCUGCGUGGUGGUAUGCAAAUCUUCGUAAAGACCCUGACUGGCAAAACCAUCACCUUAGAAGUAGAACCUUCUGACACCAUCGAAAACGUCAAAGCUAAAAUUCAAGACAAAGAAGGUAUUCCUCCAGAUCAACAACGUUUGAUCUUUGCCGGCAAGCAGUUGGAAGAUGGUCGUACAUUGUCUGACUACAACAUCCAGAAAGAAUCUACUUUGCAUUUGGUAUUGCGUCUGCGUGGUGGUAUGCAAAUCUUCGUAAAGACCUUGACUGGCAAAACUAUCACCUUAGAAGUAGAACCUUCUGACACCAUCGAAAACGUCAAAGCUAAAAUUCAAGACAAAGAAGGUAUUCCUCCAGAUCAACAACGUUUGAUCUUUGCCGGCAAGCAGUUGGAAGAUGGUCGUACAUUGUCUGACUAUAACAUCCAGAAAGAAUCUACUUUGCAUUUGGUCUUGCGUCUGCGUGGAGGUAUGCAAAUUUUCGUAAAAACCUUGACUGGCAAAACUAUCACCUUGGAAGUUGAACCUUCCGACACUAUCGAAAACGUCAAAGCUAAAAUUCAAGACAAGGAAGGUAUUCCUCCAGAUCAGCAGCGUUUGAUCUUCGCCGGCAAGCAGUUGGAAGAUGGUCGUACAUUGUCUGACUACAACAUCCAAAAAGAAUCUACUUUGCAUUUGGUCUUGCGUCUGCGUGGUGGUAUGCAAAUCUUCGUGAAGACCCUGACUGGCAAAACCAUCACCUUAGAAGUAGAACCUUCUGACACCAUCGAAAACGUCAAAGCUAAAAUUCAAGACAAGGAAGGUAUUCCUCCAGAUCAGCAGCGUUUGAUCUUCGCCGGCAAGCAGUUGGAAGAUGGUCGUACAUUGUCUGACUACAACAUCCAAAAAGAAUCUACUUUGCAUUUGGUCUUGCGUCUGCGUGGUGGUAUGCAAAUCUUCGUAAAGACCCUGACUGGCAAAACCAUCACAUUGGAAGUUGAACCUUCCGAUACUAUUGAAAACGUCAAGGCCAAGAUCCAGGACAAGGAAGGUAUUCCUCCAGAUCAACAACGUUUGAUCUUCGCCGGCAAGCAGUUGGAAGAUGGUCGUACAUUGUCUGACUAUAACAUCCAGAAAGAAUCUACUUUGCAUUUGGUCUUGCGUCUGCGUGGAGGUAUGCAAAUUUUCGUAAAAACCUUGACUGGCAAAACUAUCACCUUGGAAGUUGAACCUUCCGACACUAUCGAAAACGUCAAAGCUAAAAUUCAAGACAAGGAAGGUAUUCCUCCAGAUCAGCAGCGUUUGAUCUUCGCCGGCAAGCAGUUGGAAGAUGGUCGUACAUUGUCUGACUAUAACAUCCAGAAAGAAUCUACUUUGCAUUUGGUCUUGCGUCUGCGUGGAGGUAUGCAAAUUUUCGUAAAAACCUUGACUGGCAAAACUAUCACCUUGGAAGUUGAACCUUCCGACACUAUCGAAAACGUCAAAGCUAAAAUUCAAGACAAGGAAGGUAUUCCUCCAGAUCAGCAGCGUUUGAUCUUCGCCGGCAAGCAGUUGGAAGAUGGUCGUACAUUAUCUGACUACAACAUCCAGAAAGAAUCUACUUUGCAUUUGGUCUUGCGUCUGCGUGGUGGUAUGCAAAUCUUCGUAAAGACCUUGACUGGCAAAACCAUCACCUUAGAAGUUGAACCUUCUGACACCAUCGAAAACGUCAAAGCUAAAAUUCAAGACAAGGAAGGUAUUCCUCCAGAUCAGCAGCGUUUGAUCUUCGCCGGCAAGCAGUUGGAAGAUGGUCGUACAUUGUCUGACUACAACAUCCAAAAAGAAUCUACUUUGCAUUUGGUCUUGCGUCUGCGUGGUGGUAUGCAAAUCUUCGUGAAGACCCUGACUGGCAAAACCAUCACCUUAGAAGUAGAACCUUCUGACACCAUCGAAAACGUCAAAGCUAAAAUUCAAGACAAGGAAGGUAUUCCUCCAGAUCAGCAGCGUUUGAUCUUCGCCGGCAAGCAGUUGGAAGAUGGUCGUACAUUGUCUGACUAUAACAUCCAGAAAGAAUCUACUUUGCAUUUGGUCUUGCGUCUGCGUGGUGGUAUGCAAAUCUUCGUAAAGACCCUGACUGGCAAAACCAUCACAUUGGAAGUUGAACCUUCCGAUACUAUUGAAAACGUCAAGGCCAAGAUCCAGGACAAGGAAGGUAUUCCUCCAGAUCAGCAGCGUUUGAUCUUCGCCGGCAAGCAGUUGGAAGAUGGUCGUACAUUGUCUGACUAUAACAUCCAGAAAGAAUCUACUUUGCAUUUGGUCUUGCGUCUGCGUGGAGGUAUGCAAAUUUUCGUAAAAACCUUGACUGGCAAAACUAUCACCUUGGAAGUUGAACCUUCCGACACUAUCGAAAACGUCAAAGCUAAAAUUCAAGACAAGGAAGGUAUUCCUCCAGAUCAGCAGCGUUUGAUCUUCGCCGGCAAGCAGUUGGAAGAUGGUCGUACAUUAUCUGACUACAACAUCCAGAAAGAAUCUACUUUGCAUUUGGUCUUGCGUCUGCGUGGUGGUAUGCAAAUCUUCGUAAAGACCUUGACUGGCAAAACCAUCACCUUAGAAGUUGAACCUUCUGAUACCAUCGAGAACGUUAAAGCCAAGAUCCAGGACAAGGAAGGUAUUCCACCAGAUCAACAACGUUUGAUUUUUGCUGGCAAACAAUUGGAGGACGGACGCACGCUUUCCGACUAUAACAUCCAGAAGGAAUCUACACUCCAUUUGGUUCUUCGUCUUCGCGGAGGCUCUCUAAAUUAAGCGCGUGAUAAAAGAGAAUUGAUAUUUUUCAUUGAUGUUAAAAUUAAAAGGUCAACUAAAAUAUGUCUCAAAAAUUCAGUACGAGUGCUUUCGAACGUUUUUACUCAGAUAGAUGAAAUAUCUCAAUUUUUCUUGAAUAAAAAUUAAUUUUGAAAAUAAAUAAAAUAAAACACGA